Messenger RNA from Thecamonas trahens ATCC 50062, 700 nucleotides. RefSeq names its product hypothetcal protein. Gene Ontology annotation, molecular function: protein kinase activator activity. The transcript has 2 exons. Bases 15 to 641 code for a protein of 208 amino acids. Gene Ontology annotation, biological process: signal transduction; positive regulation of protein phosphorylation. The record is from RefSeq and is a predicted model, not a curated record. NCBI's taxonomy places the organism in Eukaryota, Apusomonadida, Apusomonadidae. Gene Ontology annotation, cellular component: cytoplasm; nucleus.
ACUUCUCGUCGACCAUGUCGUUCCUUCGGUACCCGCGGCAGUCGAUCAAGGUGAACAAGAAGAAGGAUGGGGCGACACCGUUCAAGUUUGCCACGCUCGUCUCGUCGCGCCUCAACGUGGACCUGCUGGUGGAGCUGCCCGAGGGCGAGGACCUCAACGAGUGGCUGGCCAUCAACACGUACGACUUUUUCACGCAUGUCAAGGUGCUGUACGGGACGCUCUCGCACUCAUGCACAGACGUGACGUGUCCGGUCAUGUCGGCGGCCAACUGGGACUACCUCUGGGCCGACGGGGUCAAGAUCAAGAAGCCGAUCAAGGUCACCGCGCCGCAGUACUGCACGUACCUCUUUGAGUGGAUCCAGGGCAUGAUCGAGAGCGAAAGCAAGUUCCCGACCCGCGACGACGCCGAGUUCUCGUCGUCGUUCCGCAAGAAGGUUGUGCUCCCGUCGUUCAAGCGCCUCUCGCGGGUCUACGCACACAUGUACUACUCGCACAAGGACCGCAUGCGUGAGCUCGGCCUCAUCGAGUGCCUUGACACCUCGUUUGCCCACUUUAUGGCCUUUGUCAACCGCUACGAGCUCAUCACCGCCAAGAAGGAUCUGGCGCCGCUCACGCCGCUCCUCGAGGCCUCCGAGUCGUAGAUGGCCGAGCCUCGCCUGGCAGUGGCUAGGCACACAUGAUUGAAGUACGAUACCCUACA